Cetraspora pellucida is the source of this 183-nucleotide messenger RNA. The record is from the annotation of a GenBank genome assembly. NCBI's taxonomy places the organism in Eukaryota, Fungi, Glomeromycota, Glomeromycetes, Diversisporales, Gigasporaceae.
AAAUAAGAACUGAUAAAACUCGAGAUCUUAAUAAACAUAUGAAUUUAAAUGGAAACCUUUAUAAAGGACAAUGCCAACCAGCUUUGCUUAUAAUGCAAAAUGUAGGAAACAUUACUCUAGAGCAAAAUACACCUCAAACUGAAAAUGUUACUUCAGAGCAAAAUCUGCUAUCAACUCCUGAAG